Trichomycterus rosablanca is the source of this 1831-nucleotide messenger RNA. RefSeq names its product fizzy-related protein homolog. Gene Ontology annotation, biological process: anaphase-promoting complex-dependent catabolic process; positive regulation of ubiquitin protein ligase activity; positive regulation of anaphase-promoting complex-dependent catabolic process. The record is from RefSeq and is a predicted model, not a curated record. Bases 84 to 1571 code for a protein of 495 amino acids. Gene Ontology annotation, molecular function: protein binding; anaphase-promoting complex binding; ubiquitin ligase activator activity. The transcript is spliced from 14 exons. Lineage: Eukaryota; Metazoa; Chordata; Actinopteri; Siluriformes; Trichomycteridae. Gene Ontology annotation, cellular component: anaphase-promoting complex.
UGUAAAACAACAUUCAGCUCGGUUUCUUCUGAUCAACAAAUCAUCCAGAUCGACACGGAGUCUCAGUGUACACACAGUCUGCCAUGGACCAGGAGUAUGAGCGGCGGCUGUUACGGCAAAUCAACAUUCAGAACGCCAUUGCCAGUCCCAUUAAGGUCACAGAUGUCAUGCGUGCACUGACGCCUACAAACUCACCUCUGUCCUCACCAAGUAAACACGGAGAUCGCUUCAUUCCGUCACGCGCUGGAGCCAACUGGAGCGUCAACUUCCACCGCAUAAACGAAAACGAGAAGUCACAAAAUCAAAACAGGAAGACCAAAGAUGGCACGUCAGACAACAGCAAAGCAGAUGGCCUGGCGUACAGCGCCCUGCUGAAGAACGAGCUGCUGGGCGCGUGCAUCGAGAAGGUGCAGGACCCUCAGACAGAGGACAGGAGGCUGCAGCCCUCGACGCUGGAGAAAACGAGUCUGUUCAGCUAUUCUCUUAGUGCCAAGCGAUCGCUCCCAGAUGAUGGCAACAGUGUUUCUCCUUAUUCCCUCUCACCCGUCAGCAGUAACAGUCAAAAACUGCUACGUUCUCCGCGGAAGCCCAUGCGCAAGAUCUCCAAAAUUCCAUUUAAGGUGCUUGAUGCCCCAGAGCUACAGGACGACUUUUACCUCAACCUGGUGGACUGGUCCUCCUUGAACGUGCUCAGUGUCGGCCUGGGAACCUGCGUCUACCUGUGGAGCGCCUGCACCAGCCAGGUGACGAGGUUGUGUGACCUGUCGGUGGAGGGCGACUCUGUGACGUCCGUGGGGUGGUCAGAGAGAGGGAACUUGGUAGCAGUGGGCACUCACAAGGGCUUUGUUCAGAUUUGGGAUGCAUCCGCAGGAAAGAAACUCUCUGUACUAGAGGGUCACACUGCCAGAGUGGGCGCAUUAGCGUGGAAUGUGGAUCAGCUGUCUUCAGGCAGCAGGGACCGUCUGAUUCUGCAGCGGGACAUCCGCGCCCCUUCGCAGCAGUCCGAGCGCAGGCUUCAGGGUCAUCGGCAGGAAGUGUGCGGCCUCAAGUGGAGCACGGAUCACCAGCUCCUCGCCUCUGGCGGCAACGACAACAAGCUGCUGGUGUGGAAUCACUCCAGCGUCUUACCCAUUCAGCAGUACACAGAGCACUUAGCAGCUGUGAAGGCCAUCGCCUGGUCUCCUCAUCAACAUGGCUUGCUGGCAUCUGGAGGCGGCACCGCCGAUCGCUGCAUCCGUUUCUGGAACACGCUGACCGGCCAGCCGCUGCAGUGCACGGACACGGGAUCGCAGGUCUGCAACCUGGCCUGGUCCAAGCACACCAAUGAACUGGUCAGCACACACGGUUACUCUCAGAAUCAGAUCCUGGUGUGGAAAUACCCCUCGCUCACACAAGUAGCCAAGCUCACGGGUCACUCCUACAGAGUACUCUACCUGGCUAUGUCUCCAGAUGGAGAAGCCAUAGUUACAGGAGCAGGAGAUGAGACGCUGCGCUUUUGGAACGUCUUCAGCAAAACCCGAUCUACAAAGGAAUCCGUGUCCGUCUUGAAUCUGUUUACGAGGAUCCGAUAAUACUUGGCCGCCUUUGGAAGCGCAACGUUCUGGACUUGUAUGGGAAGCUGAAAGCCUGUGGGACUGAAGGACACUUUGAGAAUGGGCGUGUCCUCCUGGAUUUUACUGUGGAGACGAAUGACUGCCAAAUAACCAACGCUGUAUUUGUGAAUGUUCGUUUGUUGGUUGAAUCUGGGUGUGAAUGUGAGUUUGGUUAUGUGGUUAUGAGCCUUGCUCCUGUGAGCCUUAACUGCAGUGUUUUAUGUAUAUAUAUACACUGA